AUGUCCGUCCUGAAUUGCCUCAGGUAUCUCAUGGGCUUCCUACUCAUCGUACUACGUCAUCAAAGCAGCUCUCUUGCGUCGUCGACAAAUACCUAUUUUCAAAAGGAUACCUGCGUAUCAGUUCCUCAAGGAGCUGAUAACCCUUCAAGGAGCUCUGUUGCAAGUCCUGCACCGGAGAAAACAGGAGGUCUAACAGGGGGUAAAAGAGGUCUGGCCUAUAACGAUGCGUCCCUCACGUACCUCUUCGCGAACCAGUCCUCCGUGAGCUGGGGUUAUAACUGGGCUUCAUUCGCCAACGGCUCCCUUCCCUCUAACCUCGAAUUUAUCCCGACGCUCUGGGGUCUCGGUGAAGACGCGACGUCUUCGUGGUUUACACAGGCCUCCUCCGCCAUCAGCUAUGGAUCAAAACAUCUCUUCUCUUUCAAUGAACCCGAUAUCCCAACACAAGCAAAUCUCAAUGCAUCCGAAGCGGCCGAUGGGUUCAUACAAUAUAUGAAUCCUUUCCAUGAGCAAGCCGAGCUGGCCACUCCGUCAGUGACGAAUGGACUCGGCGACUCGCUCGGUCUUGAGUGGUUAUCAUCAUUCUUCGAUGCCUGUGCAGGGAGGUGCUUGGUCGAUGCCGUCAACAUCCACUGGUAUGGCUCGGCAGUCGACACGUCGGAUUUCCAGGCGUUCGUAUCCAAUGCCUCGGCACUGGCAACAGAAAACGGCUUUUUGGAAACGGUCCUGCCGUGGCUCGACGGCAACGACGACGUGUCCGGCUAUGCCUGGUUCAUGUGUGCCGCGGGGGACGGUAACUUGGUGAGCAGUAGUGGCGUUGUCUCUGCUUUGGGCCAACUGUACGGGUAA
Exophiala xenobiotica is the source of this 849-nucleotide messenger RNA. RefSeq lists its product as uncharacterized. The transcript is spliced from 2 exons. The record is from RefSeq and is a predicted model, not a curated record. Bases 1 to 849 code for a protein of 282 amino acids. Gene Ontology annotation, cellular component: fungal-type cell wall. Lineage: Eukaryota; Fungi; Ascomycota; Eurotiomycetes; Chaetothyriales; Herpotrichiellaceae. Gene Ontology annotation, biological process: fungal-type cell wall polysaccharide metabolic process.